CUGCAAUCCUGGUUGCUUUGGAAAGGUAACUGGUUUAUCCAAGAGAAGAGCUGCAAGAUACUUUCUUUAAUAAUAACUGGAAGGCCAAGAUCUCAUGAUGGUUCCCAUGCCAAUGGGGCAUCAAAGAUAAAGAAGGAUAUCACGACGAUUGAUGACGUUUUAAAGGCGCUGGUUGACUGGCUGUGCUCACAGCUAAAGAACCCAUCUCAUCCUAGCCGUGGUAUUCCCACUGCUGUUAAUUGCCUUGCCACUUUACUGAAGGAACCUGUGCUCUUGUAUGAAACAUGCCUUUGUGUGUGGCUCCUCUCAUACUAUGAGCCUGCAGUUGAGUAUUUGGCCACUUCUAGAUCCUUGCCGAGGUUGAUAGAAGUUGUAAAGGGAUCCACAAAGGAAAAGGUUGUCAGGGUAGUUAUUUUAACUCUCAAGAAUUUGCUGCACAAAGGGACAUUUGGUGCCCAGAUGGUAGACCUGGGACUGCCGCAGCUUGUUCAGAAUCUAAAAGCUCAGGCAUGGAGUGAUGAGGAUCUGCUAGAAGCUCUGAAUCAAUUGGAAGAAGGAUUGAAAGACAACAUUAAGCAGCUAAGUUCUUUUGACAAGUACAAGCAGGAAGUCCUCCUUGGACAUCUUGAUUGGUCGCCUAUGCAUAAAGAUCCAAUAUUCUGGCGAUACAACAUCGCUAAUUUCGAGGAGCAUGACUUUCAGAUCCUUAGGGUCCUCAUCACAAUUUUGGACACGUCCACCGACCCACGGACACUUGCUGUUGCCUGCUAUGACCUCUCACAAUUCAUUCACAUAGGGCUUUUCUUUCUUCACUCCCCCACCACUGUUCACUUCACGCCCGCCCGUUUUCCUUCAUCCAGCUCGCGCCGACGAGAGUUACCCGCACUAAAUAUUGAAAUGGCUUUUACUAGAGGCAUGAACCGACCCAUUGAAAUUAUAUACAAAAGAUUGAGCAGUCCUGUGAAGUGUGGCCAUGCUUAUUCUACUUAUACAACGAGCAAGGGAGUCUCCUCCUCAGUGUCUAGGUUUUCGGAAAUUAAUGCUUCUGGUUUCUUAAACUAUUCUCGUUCAAUCAAUAAUUCCGGGAUUUGCUUCAUUCGGACAUACUCUUCUCAAAUCUCUGCAUCCGAACAAAUGAAUCUCAUUAAACAGCUGAGGGAGAGGACAAGUGCGCCAAUCAAGGAAGUCAAGUCUGCUCUUGUUGCUUGCCACUGGGAUAUUGAGGCUGCACAGAAGGAGUUGAGAAAAAAAGGAGUUGUUCUUGCAUCAAAGAAGUCUUCUCGAACUGCGGCCGAGGGAUUGGUUGCAGUGGCUCAGGAUGAAGAGAAGGCUGUGGUAAUUGAACUCAACUGCGAAACGGACUUUGUUGCCAGAAAUGACAUUUUCCAAUAUUUGGCCUUAUCUCUGGCAAAGACUGCUUUGCAGCUUGAACGUUCUGCGGCUGCUGUCUAUGCUCAAAUAAAUACUUCAGUUGCUCCCGAGUACCUGUGGGAUAACAAUGGAGAUGUUCUUUUGGCCUCCUUACGGUUAAUUUUGACAGUUCCCUUUACAUUUUUUACUUUUCAGGAUUUGAAGGUAAAUUUCGACCAUCCUAAGCUAACUGGAGAGAGAACUGUACAGAAUGCAAUUGUAGAGGUUGCUGCAAUGAUGGGAGAGAAUGUCAAACUUAGAAGUGUGAUCACACUACCCGCGCCUUCACAUGGUGUUUUGUCUACAUAUCUCCAUACUAGUCCCCAACCAGGUAUAGGACGUAUUGCUGGACUUUUAUCACUUGAGGUGGAGGAUAAGAAUGUUUCCCUGGAUGCAGUCCAGCGUGUUGGAUCAGAAAUUGCUAUGCACUUAGUAGCUGCCAAACCAUUGUUCCUAAGCAAGGAAGAUGUUAAUUCUUAUUAUUUAGAAAAUGAACGUGAUAUUAUCCGAUCUCAGGCAGAGCGUACAGGGAAGUCUCAGAUGGCCAUAGAUAAGAUGGUUGAAGGUCGUCUAAGAAAGUAUUUCGAGGAAGUUGUUCUUCUGGAGCAAAAGUUUAUCGUAGAUGACACAAUUAACAUUAAGACACUGUUGAAUAAGUUGUCCAAGGAAGUUGGAUCCACCGUGAAAAUCGGUAACUUUCUCAGAGUAGAAGUUGGAGAAGGCCAUAGGAUUGAAGCAGCUAGUGGAACAGAGCCUGUAUCUCAGGUUGCGUAAGGACUCCAGCAACUCUUUACCUGACAAGAUCAGUAUUUUAUUGGACUUUUGAGACUACAAACUUUGUGAAUGUUUUGUUAUAAAACUUUACCAUGUUGCAAAUUGCUCCGGGUCAUAAUCAGAACUAGAAUAAUUGGUUUUGUUGCAUCUAUAUAGCCGCGAAGUUCCCGCAUAAAUUAGUUCAAGAUAACUAAA
Molecule: messenger RNA, 2379 nt
Organism: Striga asiatica
Lineage: Eukaryota; Viridiplantae; Streptophyta; Magnoliopsida; Lamiales; Orobanchaceae
Source: the annotation of a GenBank genome assembly